Bacillus rossius redtenbacheri is the source of this 5013-nucleotide messenger RNA. It is a transcript of the gene pav, whose product is annotated as kinesin-like protein KIF23. Gene Ontology annotation, biological process: microtubule-based movement; mitotic spindle midzone assembly. Gene Ontology annotation, cellular component: nucleus; microtubule; kinesin complex. The record is from RefSeq and is a predicted model, not a curated record. Lineage: Eukaryota; Metazoa; Arthropoda; Insecta; Phasmatodea; Bacillidae. Gene Ontology annotation, molecular function: microtubule binding; ATP binding; microtubule motor activity. Bases 224 to 2788 code for a protein of 854 amino acids. The transcript is spliced from 15 exons.
CAUACUUUUUUUGACGUUGGCCAUAUUGUUAUUACCGAAGGAGGUCGAUGUUCGCUUGUUCCAUGUUCCCACAAAAGUGGAUUUGAAUUUGUUCGUUGAUCGUUAUGUUUGUGUUAAGUAAAUAUAAUUUUAUUUCAACAGCUCGUUGAAAGAAAAUGAUCCGAUUGUGAUCAUUAGCUUGAUAUUUAUUUUGGUUGGAUUACGAAUGUCAUAAGAGUUCGAAAUGAAACCCACGAGGGCGCGGCAGCCCCAGCGCAAGAACACCGCGAAGCAGAGGCCUGCAGGCACGGACGUGGUGAAGGUGUUCUGCCGGGUGAAGCCGCUCGCGGGCGACGAUGUGUCCUGCAUGCGGAUUGACUCGGACGACUCCAUCACCCUGGUGAGCCCCGACGUGUCCAAUCGCAACCACACCAAGGAGUACCAGUACGUGUUCAAGCAAGUGUUCGACGACGGGGCGCCCCAGAAGCUGGUGUUUGACGAGGUGGCACUGCCGCUCGUCGAGGGUCUCAUCCAGGCCAAGAACGGGCUGCUGUUCACGUACGGCGUGACUGGCGGCGGCAAGACCUUCACCAUGACGGGCGAUCCGCGCAAUGGCGGCAUCAUGCCGCGCUGCCUCGACACUCUCUUCAACAGCAUCUCGGAGUUCCAGGCCGGCAAGUUCACCUUCCGGCCGGACAGGACGAACGGCUUUGAUGUUGUGAGCGAGGGAAAUGCCAUCAUAGAACGGCAGCGGGAGAUAUUCAAUGAGAUGAUCCCAUCCAAAACUCCAAAGACGCCUAGAAGGAAAGAUUCCGAUGAGGACUUGUCGAACAGGACCCCGGACCAGACGAAACUCACGUGCGCCAACCCCGACCACGUGUACGCGGUGUUUGUGACGUACGUGGAGGUGUACAACAACAGCGUGUUCGACCUGCUGGAGGAAGUGCCCGACGAUGUCUUCCGCUCCAAGCCGCUGCAGCCGCGGCAGGUGCGCGAGGACGCGGGCCACAACAUGUACGUGCACGGCGUGACGGAGCUGGAGGUGAAGUCCAGCGACGAGGCGGUGCAGGUGUUCUACAAGGGCCAGAAGAGGAAGCGCGUGGCGCACACGCUGCUCAACGCAGAGUCCAGCCGCAGCCACUCCGUCUUCACCGUGCGCCUGGUGCAGGCCCCGCUGGAUGCCCACGGAGAGUAUCCCGUCCUGGACAAGAGGGCGGUGUCUGUCAGUCAGCUGUCAUUGGUGGAUCUGGCCGGCAGCGAGCGCACCAACCGCACCAAGAACCAGGGCCAGCGUCUCAAAGAAGCAGGAAACAUCAACAACUCGCUGAUGACGCUGCGCACGUGUCUGGAGGUUCUGCGCGAGAACCAGCUGACGGGCAGCAACAAGCUGGUCCCGUACCGAGACUCCAAGAUCACGCACCUCUUCAAGAACUACUUCGACGGCGAGGGGCAGGUGGUGAUGGUGGUGUGCGUCAGCCAGAGCGUGGCCGACUACGACGAGACCAUCCACGUGAUGAAGUUCGCGGAGAUGACGCAGGAGGUUCAGGUGGCACGCCCCACACCCGUCAAGCCCGCCGUGGGAAUGGACCUGCCCGCCGGCCGCAGAUAUGCCAACCAGGUAUUCAGAGAACUGCAGAACGAUUAUGAAAACGGUAACUUGGAUGCACACAUAGCUCCCGACGGUAACGAGAGGUUUGUGUUGAGCUCCGGGCAGCAGUUCCCGCGGCUGGAGCUGAACCGGCCGAACGACACGGCCAUCCAGGAGCUGGUGUCCUUCCUGGAGCAGCGCAUGGCCCGCCGGCAGGCCCUCUACGACCAGUACCUCCGGGCCGUUAAUGACUUCCGGAACAACGUGAUGGAGGUGGAGAGAACGAACAUGCUGACGAGUCAAGAGAACAGCAGUCUGAAGGUGAUCCUGGAGCAAGAGAGGAGCAGGGGGGACGAGCUGGAGCGCGUGCUGGCGGAGAAGGAGACCCUCCUCGCCGGCUUCCAGCGGCAGCUCAACGAGAAGGAGAAGGCUCUCCGGGCCCUAGAGUUGGAGGCGCGCGAGAAGGACCACCACAUACAGCUGCAGAACAUCGAGAAGCGGCACGUGGAGCAGAAGUACACGGACAAGAUCAUCGCGGAGAAGGAGAAGCUGUCCAAGGAGAUGAAGCAGAAGAUCAGGGAAGAGAAGCAGUACCUGCAGCACCAGGUGCGCCAGAAGGAGGAGAAGCUGCACCAGGUGAAGCGCAUCCUGGCGGACGACAAGGGGCGGCACACCCCGCGGGCCGCCCCCCUCCACAGCUCCCACUCGGACAGCCGCCUGUGGCCCACCCCCAGCUCCUCGGAGCACAACGUGGUGCCGUCCCAGUUCCUCACCCCGCUCGUCCGCAAGCACGGCUUCAUGACGACGGGCCGGCACCGACGCUCGCGCUCGGUGGAGGGCGUGGGGGGGGAGAAGUGGAUCGACCACCGGCCGGCCAUCGCCGCCCAGCUCACGACGGUGCUGCAGCCCAACAUGAAGAAGCGCAAGUCGGUGUCGAAGCUGCUGGACGUGAAGGACAUCACGGAGGCGAAGGCCUCCAAGUACUGCCUCAUGACCCAGGAGCAGGACUCCGGCGGCGAGCUGGAGACGGUCCUCUACAAGGUGGACGUGGUGCCGACGACCGGCGGCGGGGCGCAGGUGAUCUUCAACGACGUGGAGCACCUGACCCAGUCGUCGCCCACGUCGCCGCGCCGCAAGCGCAGCGCCAGCGCCGAGCCGGUCUGCUCCGCGCCGCGCUGCAACAUCUCCAUCGAGGGCCACGGCAAGAAGCCCCGCGUCUGACGCUCCUCCCUCGCUUCCGGACUGUACUUAACCAACCACUGUUCAGGAUUACCGACCACUGGUUAUGUGGGUAACAAGAGUGGAAGUGUGUAUUAGAUCACUAUUUUGAUUUUAAAGCGUGUAUAUUUUUAACUGUCAAACAUUUUUACAUUACACAUUUGGUACUUAGUUUUUUUAAUGCCCACACACAGGAUAAAGUUAACUUCAGAAUGAGCAUGCAUUUCUGUUGCAUUUAAGACUGUGGUUGUAAUAAGUAGUGGUGGUAACUAACUUUUGAGAUAUUUACAUGUGGGAUGUCAAUUAAUGUAUGAAUGUAUAUGUUUGCGCAAGAUUUUUUUUUAUAAAUAUUGCUAAGAAAACCAACAUGUACCCCGUAAGUAAAAAAUAUUAGUCCCUUCCCAGAAAGAGCUAUAAAAUAUUUGUGUGAACCUACCAAUUCUUUAGUAUUCAUUUCAAAUAAUGUCAAUAAUUAAAAUGUUAGUAAAAAAAUUUUUUUUUAAUUAUUCAUUUUAAUUUCUGUAGACAUCCUGGGAAUGAUCUUGUGAGUAUACUUAUUCAGAUGAAUGUGAAUGCCAGCGCAGCGGGGGCCUGUCUGCAAGACUGUGCUACACACAGUGUUGAGAUAUUCCAAUGACAACAAUUUAUUGUUACUCUUUGCACCGCGGUGAACUGAGGUGGUUUUCAGACACAUUAUGCUGUGGAACUAAUUUUUUCUAAUAUUGGCCAAUUUCACGUAAAUUUAAACAGACUGUCCACAGCGAUAAAUUUGAGUACAUGAUCUUUGUAUAAAAACUAUUUCAAACAUACUGUCAGAAAGUACUUAUUUUUUUAUAAAUUUUUUGAAUAAUUUACAAUUUAUUUUUAUCCUUGUAUCUUUAAUGUAUAGCUUGAUAAUAUGUAUUUACAUGGGUUAAGAAGCUGUGCUGUUAUAUAUUUAGGUAUACUGUUAAUAUAUUUUUUAUAUUUAAAAAAUUUAUAUUUUCUUAAUCAUGGCAAAAUAGUAUUCCAUUUGCAAUCAAACUGCAGUCUUAUCUCAGCUUAUGAAGUAUCCAUUCAUGUAUGGAGUAGGUUCACUGACUAGAUUAAAGGCAUCUAGUACAAUAUAUUUUCUUUUGCUAACGCCCAUUACUUUGUCCUUAAAGUUUGUCAUUAUUUGUUUUCCUCUGCUCACAGGCUUCCAAAUAAUGAGUAGCUAUCACAAUAGUCACAGUGUGUUACGAGUAGAUGUUUUUAGCGAUUUAAAGUUGUGAUGUUUCGGUUGCCGCAAUUUGUGGGGAUUGUCACUGCCUUCUGUCGUCGGAAGGGACAAGUGGACGGCCUUUUUGUAGCGUAGUCUCUUGUGUACUGCUAACCUUUAUUGCGUUUGCUCUGAAAAGGUUUUAGCUUUCUAACUUAGAAAUUAGAACAUUGUGAUUUGGAAUGUCAAAAGUACUCGCAGACUUGUGAUAUAGACCUUAUAAGUGAAUUGUAUGUUCAAUUAAAAUGUUCUUUGUUCUUUCAUUUUUUUAAGUUGGAGAUUGUGAUUUAACAUUAUGCUUGAAAAUAAUAAACAGGCAAAAGCAGACAAGAGGUGUUAUGAAAGGCAAUGUUGGCACAAGCCGCCAGGAAGUGGCAGUGAACGGAUGCGAAAGUACAGGAUACGUAAAUAAAACACUUUUUCAUUUGAGAUCAUACCCUCACCCCUAUUAUUCUCAAUUAUUAUCUCAUGUUCAGUAAAAAAAAAAACUAAUACUUUAUCUCUAUUGAUACUUAACAAGCAGGAAGUUUCACUUGUGCGUGAAAUAACUGCACACAUUUUUUUUUUAAGAAAUUUGUUCAUGUGUUGCCAGUGUCAUGCUCAAAUAUAUCAAAUAUUAUGUACAAAAACAUUUUAAAAAAAUUGUUACUGAACCUACAUAAUGUAAUCAGCACUUGGGAAUGUUAAUAUUUGAUUGUUUGCCUUUAAAUUUCUUCUUGUUGCCACUGCUGCUGAUACGGUUUAAAAUUGGUCUCCAUUGUCACUAUCAUCCUAUACAUUCACUUCAGUAAAAACAAUCAAUCUGCCAUAUUGAAACCCCAAAAAUUUUAUACAUUUUUCUUGUAAUGUGUUUCUGUACAAUCUAAGCCCAAUCUGUAUAUUACCACUUACAGAAUUCCAUGUUUACCUAAUUAUUUGGUUACUUAGUCCUUUUAACUUUUUCAGUGUACUAGAAACUAAAUAAAUUUUUGUAUAUUUCUAAUGUUCU